Molecule: messenger RNA, 1400 nt
Organism: Metopolophium dirhodum (rose-grain aphid)
Lineage: Eukaryota; Metazoa; Arthropoda; Insecta; Hemiptera; Aphididae
Exons: 2
Coding region: 124-885 (253 amino acids)
Source: RefSeq, a predicted model, not a curated record
CCGUCGUCGUCGCGCGCGCCGGCCUCGUCGCGGCCAGUGUAACCCGCGACGUCCGACCAUGCGCAGACGCCCGGACCACAGCUGCAGCCGGCACGUCGCGACGACACCGUGAAGAGACGAGAUAUGCGCGGCACUGCGCUCUUCGCCACCGUCGCCGUCCUCCUAACCCUCUUGGUAUCGCAUUGCGCGGGCCGCCCUUGGCAUCAGCGGCGGCAGCAGCGGCAGAGACCACCAGUGUCACCAACGCGGCCGGCGGUGGUGGUGACGGCCGCAUCGAUUUACGCGGAAUACGAUGAUCCGUCCGUGGCCGUCAACGGACACCCGCCCCCGUCGGACCAGAGCCUGCAGCAGCAGGAAUCGCCGGAGCCGGAUUACGGGGAACCGGGGCGGAUGUUCGUGGAACCGGAACGGGUGUACGCGGAACCGGAACAGAACUACGAGGUGGACGAGGCGGUGAGCGUGCUGAGCGACGGGCGCGUGCACGGCGUGCAGCAGCAACCGACGCCGACGACCGCGGUGUCCGGGAGUUACGACGCCAGCAGCAGCACCACCGAUAGCGGCAGCACCGACAUCGCCAUCACCGGCUUCACCGCCACUUCGUCAGCAAUCACCACCACCUCCACCACCACGACCGCUUCCACUACGACGACCACGACUCAGGCGGCGGAAACCCGGAAGAGCGGUUACGUGGUGGACGGAAAACACUACCGGAAGUACAGGGUCGAGGAAGAGACGCCGGACGGGUUCAUCGUGGGCGAGUACGGAGUGGUCAGCCACCACGAUGGCACCACCAGGGGCGUCCGGUACACGGCCGACAGCAGCAUCAACCCGCGGGUCAUAUACGAAGCACUGGCCAAGUUCUUGGCCCUCAGGCGCCGCCGGUAGACGUCGCGGACGGACGACGGCGAACUGCCGCUGGCCAGCCGGACGAUAUCAUUAUAAUAUUAUGUUCGGCUGAUCGUACAUCAUAAUAAUAUUAUUAUAGUAUAAUAAUCAUCGGUUAUCAAUAUUAUAGAAUAAUAAUCAUCGAUCAUCAAUAUUAUAGUAUAGGCCGGUUCGCUGCCGUUCGAAACUAUCUUUUUUUGUUUUUUUUUUUAUAAACGAAAUUUCUAGUCAGGUUCUAUUAUACUUGUCGCGGCCGCCAACCGCAGCGCCGGCAUCAAUAAACGAAUAAACAGAAGACCAACAACAACAAACAAUCGUACUCAGACAUAAUAUAAUAUAAUAACAAUAACAAUAAUAAUAAUAAUAAUAAUAUUAUUAUAAAUAUAUUUACGCGCGCGUCUCGUCCGAAUCGCGUUCAGUGCCAUUUUCCGCGAACAGUGUGACGGAACUAUAUACGUAUUUAUAAUAUAUUAUUAUGUUAAGACGCUCUUACUCGGAAUAUAUAUAUAUAUAUA